CAUUCGCUUUGGUUGGGUGCGCUUGCUCUUGCUUGCUACUACUACUCAGAAUAAUUUUCAUUUUUUUUAAAUUCAACUAAAACAUUUUUUCAAAAAUCCACUUGUAUGGUUUAGCGAAAUAGUGAUAAGUGAUUUCCUUCGGAGGAUGGUGAUCAGGGCAGCUGUAUUCCGAAUAUGGCUGAAGAAAGACUUGUGGUCCUGAAUCGUAGUGACAAUUUGGGAUUUGGAUUCUCCUUGCUUGGCGAAGCCGGUUUGCCACAUAUAAUAUACCAAAUUGAAGAAAAUUCUCCAGCUGCUAGAAGCGGCGAGGUGGAAGCGGGAGACGUAUUGCUCAAGGUCAAUGGGACUGAUGUAAACCGGUUCACUACCCGAGAAGUUUUAAAAUGCUUACGACUCUCGGAGGAUCCCGUCACUCUAAGACUGAGAAAGGACCCUCAGAUCAAAGCGAGUGUGAGGCGGUACCUAUCUGCGGCAGCGGAGCGCCGCUCUAGCGGUCCACGGAUCAACCACGAUAAUCCGAGUUCACCGUUGUCGAGCAACUCUACUAGCAACUCGUCCAGCAACUCGUCGAGCAACGGGUCGGGUCCACAAUCGGGCGACAGUUGCGAGGCGCUUCUGGAGGGCGUGCGGCGUUCCCAGCCCAAGUUUGAGGCGUACAUGAUGACCGGCGACCUCAUCCUCAAUCUGUCGCGCGUCGAACAUCCACAUCAUAACCUCCGUGCGCCCGCGCACCGGACACACUAUCAUAGAUACAACUCGACGCCUGCGUCGCCAAGCGAGUCGCGGCAGUGCGGGCGCGCGGAUCUCACGCAGCGACACAACUCCUCUCCCGACACGGGCCUAGGGGACCAUGCCACUAAAAUGUUCAUAUCGCAGCCAGCGUCGCCCGCGGGCGGGGCGGUGAGUGCGGGCGCGGGCGGUGAGCUGGCGGCGCGGCCCGCGCACGCGGUACGCACAUCGCGCUCUGAGGACCAUCUACAAAAGGAGUCCUCGUUGAGCGCAGUGGGAGUGGAGUUAGAAGAGGAUGUGACUGCAUCUCUCAACACUUUGCUCGACGCUCGCCCCGACUCGGCCACGCCCGCGCCCCGCUCGGAAUCCGAGCGAGACAGAAUCGUGUGGACAUACAACGCGCCCGUCUCGUGCGCGUCGGAGCGGACGCAGUGCAACGGCUCGGCGACCACUUCCAAUUCCACAUCCAUAUCUGACGGCAUGUCGCAACGGUCAUCAUCACCAGCGUCGCCGACGUCGGCGUCAUCUUCAGUGCUGUCCCCGCGAGCGGCCACCCAUCUCCAUCACCGCCCGCUAAACGGCGAUAUGAGCUUAUCGGAAGCAGUUUCCAACAUCUCCAGUCCCGACUACCAGGAUCAGAACGACAUGUUCGAAGCUGGCCGCGAAUGCCCCCGCAUGGAACUCUCCGACCCUUCGGACUCCGAUUCUACGAUCUUAGUAUCGGAGCCGUGUCACAAACGAGCCAAGUCCAAUUCCUCGUACAACGGCAGCGAUCUCACGCUCAACGGCGACCACGGCGACUACCGGAUAGUUAUACAGGUGAAGGGCCCCGACAAACAGAACGCGAACGAAACGGUAAACCAUAACAAUAACAACAACAACAAUAGUGCGUACGCACACAACGCCAAGGAGAACGGACACACCUCGCCCGAAAACCAGCCGUAUCAGCUCAGUAGCGGUUCGGACGGUGGUUCGGACGAGGGCUCGGAUGGGGAUUCGUUGCACUCGUUCCACUAUAGCCCUAAGGCCGUGGACAUACCAUCGGCCGAGAGGCUGGCCAAGCGGCUGUACCACCUCGACGGGUUCAAGAAGUCUGACGUCUCCAGGCAUCUCAGCAAGAACAACGAAUUCUCUCGAGCAGUGGCGGAGGAAUACGUGAAACACUUCGACUUCAGCAGCGCGACGCUCGACGUGGCCCUUAGAACGUUCCUCGCGAGAUUUGCUUUAAGCGGCGAGACGCAAGAAAGGGAAAGAGUAUUGGUACACUUUUCAAGAAGAUACCUCGAGUGCAACCCGGGCUCUUUCAACUCGCAAGAUGCGGUGCACACUUUGACAUGCGCCAUUAUGCUACUGAACACGGACUUGCACGGCGGCGGGAGCGCUUCCUUCAGACGAAUGGCAUGCGCCGAGUUCAUCGACAACCUCGCCGAUCUCAACGACGGCGACAACUUCCCGCGCGACACGCUCAAGUUACUCUACCACGCGAUACGUACACAGCCUCUGCAGUGGGCACUAGACGGCGAAGUACCUCCCACGGUGACGGGCGAGGGAGGCGUUGCGGGGGCGAUAGUGGGGACAGGAGGGGGGGUAGUAGGCGGUAAUCCCUUCCUCGACGUGCCCGACCAGGCGCGCGCCGUCGAGUACAAGAAGGGCUACGUCAUGCGCAAGUGCUGCGUCGAUGCCAACGGGAAGAAGACUCCUUUCGGCCGACGCGGAUGGAAGAUGUUCUACUGUACACUGCGGGACCUAGUGCUGUACCUACACAAAGACGAACAUGGAUUUCGACGCAGUCAGAUGUCAGACAAUCUCCACAACGCUAUUAGAAUACAUCACGCAUUAGUAACGAAAGCAACAGAUUAUACGAAAAAACAGCAUGUGUUCAGAUUGCAGACUGCGGACCAAGCGGAAUAUUUAUUUCAAACAAGUGAUUCUAAGGAGUUGUGCUCGUGGGUGGAGACGAUAAACUUCGUAUGCGCGGCGUACUCGGCGCCGCCUCUGGCCGGGGCUGUGGGCUCGCAGCGCAAGUUCCAACGACCGCUGCUGCCUUGUACACACACUAAACUAUCCAUGCGGGAACAAGUAGCGGAACACGAAGAGAGAGCGGCGAGACUGGAGGAAGAACUGGCGGCGUUACGGCACGCGAGGGACAACACGCCGCACGCGCGCGAUAAGGAACAUUACCUCGUUUAUGAGAUAAAGCGGUACCGCACGUACGCGUACGUGAUGCGCGCGCGGGCGGGCGGCGCGGGCGCGGAGGAGGCGGCGCCCGCCCUGCCCGAGCGGCCGCCCGCCCUGCCCUCCCUGCCCGCCCACCACGCGCCCGCCCCCGCCCCGCCGCCCUGACGCGCCAUGGCGGUGUUCGCCGCCUGCGUGCUGUGACGCGUCACGCGCCAAGCGACGUGCGUGCUACUGAUCAACAAACUGAGCGUGAGCGCCUGCUGCGUGCGUUCUGUGAUACAAUAGUGAUUACUUCGAGUCAGUGCUUCGUGUUUAAUAACGGCUGCUGUGCCCACUCUAUUCGCCCUACCACUGAUAAAAAUUGAGCGCCCGCAAGCAUAGUGAUACAACAGUUAAUAAUCUCGCCAAUUCCGUUGCCCUGACGCGCCAUGGCGGUGUACGCCGCCUGCGUGCCAAGCGACUACUGAUCAACAAACUGAGUGUGAGCGCCUGCUGCGUGCGUGCUGUGAUACAAUAGUGAUUACGAGUGAGUGAUUCGUGUAAAAUAAAGGCUCGCGGCCGCCUGCUGUGCCCACUGUAUUCGCCCUACCACUGAAAAAAAUUGAGCGCCCACAAGCAUAGUGAUACAACAGUCAAUAGUCAGUGCUGGAUUAAAAUACCUUCGCCACUUCCAUCGCCGUGACGAGCCAUGGCGGUGUUCGCCGCCUGCGUGCUGUGACGCGUGCCAAGCGACGUGCAUGCUACUGAUCAACAAACUGAGUGUGAGCGUCUGCUGCGUGCGUGCUGUGAUACAAUAGUGAUUAUUUCGAGUCAGUGCUUCGUGUAAAAUAACGGCUCGUGGCCGCCUCGGUGUGCAGUGCCCACUCUAUUCGUCCUACCACUGAUACAAACUGAACCUUCGCAUGAUGAGUAACAGUAAGACAAGAGUCAAUAGUGCUCUUAUGAAAUGCCCUCGCCGCUCUAACGCGCCUUGUCGGUGUCCGCCGCCUACGUGCUGUGACGCGUGGUCUGCGACUAUUGAUACAAAACUGACCGCCUGCUACGUGCAUGCUAUGGGUCGCGGCCGACUCGGUGUGCUGAGACGCUUACGUGUGCUAUACCCGCUCUCCUAGCUAAUCACUGAUACAAACUAAGCGCCCGUAUACACAGUGAAACAAUAGUGAAUAGACAGUGCUGGAAUGAAUUACCUGACAAGCCAUGGCGAUUUUCGCCGCCCCGAUCAAAGAGCGCUACACACGUACGUACUGUGAUACGGUGACAACAAUAACCAGUGCGCGCAUACUGUGUUCACCCUAAGGCGAGCGCCUGACACUGCUCACGCCACUACUCAUAUACGUACACACUGAAACAAACUUUAUGAUACUGCUGUGGUUAAGGUGAAACAAAAGUGAUUUUAAAUCAAUGCUGCUAUAUGAAGUAACUACCGCAGCCGCCUCGACGCUGCAUAGCAAUCUUCAUUGCCUGCAUGCUGUGAAGCAAGAUGCCUUGCCAUGCUAAUUCCGGAGCCUCACUACUAAUACACAAAUUGAGUGUCUGUGUGCUGUGAUUGUAGAAAACAGAAUAAGAAAAGUGAAUACUCUGAGUCACAUUUCAUAUGAAAAUGCAGCCACAUCAUAGCUGCCAUGCAUGACACGCGAAGUGCUGUGAAACAUCGUCUUCCAAGACGAAGCGACGCUCUGCUUACUGUUCUAGUGAUACAGUGAAAAUGCAAAUUGAUAGUUAUCAGUGCUUCUUUACCCACAUCUCAGGAUGUGUGAUAAGAGAAACCUACAUAUUUCAACAGUCAGUACAGACAGUGAUAAAACUGUACAGAAAACAAUAUUUUUUACCUGCAUGUUAUGAGUGAAGUAUAAAAUGCAGUAAAUUAAAGUUAUCAAACACUAAUUAGUUAACUGUGACCAUUACAUACAAUGAAAUGAAUCUGGAUACUAUAUCAAUGUUACAUCACCUGGAGGAAACUAUUAUUUGUUAGCCUUUGAUUGUGCCUUGAGCAUGCUCUGAAUCAAUGUUUCACCAAGCUAAAGUUCAGUAAGGAAAAUGGGUAUAGGUGCGAUUUUUGCUGAUUUACCUCCAAUAACCGAUCCAACACAAAAUUUGCAGUAGUACUAGAAAUACUGGCGUUUGGCGUAUUGUCCACCAAAAUAAAUUAAGAGCAUGAUAAGGCAAAACUGUUGUCAAGCUGCUUGCAUGACUAAAUGCAGUAAAGAGUGCUUCCUCUACCAUUAGUAGAUACUUGGAUAGCUGAACUAAGACCAGUCCGUCUAUUAUAGGUAACAGUGUAAUCUAUAAUAAAAUACAAUGAGUAGUCUUUGUUAACUCAUGCUGACAGUGAAGAUGUCUAUUAGCUACAAGUGCUGUUAGACAGUAAUACCCAAGAUACAACUUAUACGAGUGACUGUGAGUGUCGUGAGUUUUCAUCAGUCCCCCCCCCCCCCCCCCCCCCCCCCCAAGUGCACCUAUUCUGAGUUUGCAUUGCUAAUAAUGCGAGAUUGUGAUAGUUUCAUUAAGGUGAUUUUACUAAAAAUGACCACAAACCAGAACAGACAUACUAACUGAAAAUCUUACAAUUAUGUAUAAAUUAAGGGUUUAAUAAUGAUGAUGCUACGGCCUAAUGUUGUAAGAGCACCCACACAAGCUUCAUUCGAAGACUGAUUGCAGAUGACAUUCCAAAAUUGAUACUAGGCACUUCCUAGUAAAGGCAAUGCUCUUACAAAUAAAGACAUUAUUUAGUGUAGUUAGUUUAUGAGUUAGAAUAACAUUAAAUAUUGAUUCAUCUAGUCCUGUCUUCCUUGCGAUAUACCUAUUGCUGUUGGAUUUUCACUGUCCACAUUGUGAUUAUAUUGAGUAUUCAAUAUUAUGCUUCGCUUCCGAUGGCUAUCAAUGAUAUUUAAUCAAAAUAUGGUGAUAUGUUUUGACAUAUUGUAAUACUCAAAUCCUUGGUGAAUUAUGAUUAAUACCUAUGUAUUGCUUUGGUAUUUAAAUAAAAUUUUCAGUAUAGGUUUGUUAGCUAUGAUGAAGUGAAAUUAUUUAUUAAAAGUAUUUAAAAUAAAUGUAUAAAUUGCUUCAUUAUAUAAUGAGUAUCAGUCAAACUGAGGAGUUGCUUUAAUAUCUGAUAUAUUUCAGUGAAAUGUUGGUUUGAUAUUGCAACUAAAAAGUAUUAAUCAUUCCAUUAAUCUUUUUGUAUUAAGGCAUACAAACAAAGCGUAGGAAAGUGGGACAGAUGGCUAGAUUUAGCUGUUGAACCAUCACACAUUAAAACACAAUAUUGACUCUUGUAUAUUAUUUGACAACAGCUGAAUUUACAAUAUUUGUAAAUACAUUUUAAAGAGACUGAUAUGUGAAGUUAUUUAUUUUCUUUGUAAAUCAACCAGUGUCAAAUGUUAGGCAUUGAUAGUAAGUCAUUACUCAUCAUGUCUUUAGGAUCUCAUUGUAAUUAAUAGCUGUGUAAUUAAAUGUUUCCUGUCAAAAUCUAUGAAAUAAGUUUUGUCAUGUAUGAGAUAUUAUUAUCACAUUUUGAACAGUUAUUGAUGUUUGAAAUAAAACUUUUUUUGUAAUUACUUUCUAAAAUACACUGGUAUUCUCCUCACAGAAAAGCUGUUAUAAUCUGUAUUACUUUCUUAUAAUAAAAUCCAUCAUGUAAAUAAUAAAACUGAUAUAUUUUUUCAAAUCUUUUUUUCCUCUUUUUUUAUUUAUAUUUACUAAUUUAUUUUUAUAAUUAAUUGCAGGUUCAUCUUUAUUACCUAUUUAAUCAUUAUUUUGACCUCUAUUUAAAAGGAAAUGAAGCUUAUAGGCAAAGUACAGUACAUUUAUUUGUAAAUGCUGUUGUAAACGUUUCUGUAAAGUUAUUGUAUAUUUGUAACCUAACAAAAUUCUUUUAACCAAUAUUAGCAUAGGAGUCUUUACACAUUGCGGCACGGCGGCCGGCGAAACUUCGUUUUCUAGCAUAUAACGUGAUAGCCAGCGUUGCAUAAGGUCCGGUAAUCCGGUAGAGUUACGCGACUGACUACAUAUUACACUGCCACCGCCACGGUAUAGUGUGUCUGAAAUACUGUGAAGGCUCUAAACAGUGACGUAGCAAGGGUCUAGGCCGGCCAGGGUGGAGGUAAACUGUUGUAAAAUUUUGUGGCUCAUUUUUUUCUUUAGCAUUUUCCUCGCCCGUCACAACUGGAAUAUGUUUUAAAACACUAAAAUUUGCUACCUCCAUAAAAGUACCGCUUCCACCACGCUACCUCACUGGCUCUAAAAACAAGUUUUAUUUACUUUAAGUCUGUUGUGUUAUGAUUAUAAUAAAAUGUGUGGCUUUUAUUCUUAAUCUCAUAAGGCCAAAUUGAUUAACAUGAAACUAAAGUUUUACAUCAUUUUUCAAUAUUAAAUUGUUUUAGGUAAAGCCAAUCAAUGUAAAUACAUUAUUUUUAUCUGUUGUUUUCAAUUUAUAUUAUUUACUUAAAUGUAACGCUUGGAGAUAUGUGUUUUCUUAUAACCAUGCCUUAUAAACUUGACUUUAAAACUUCUGUUAUGAUAAUAAAGAAGUACGAAACAGCUUUACUUCUAUGAUUUAUGCAAAUCAGUAGCUUGAUUAAUGUAGAAUGAUUUCAAUAUUAACAUUAUAUUAUGGAUGAUGCAAUAUGCCACAGGAGGGUGUAGACAUAUCGCACCUUUAGAAAUGAAGUGACAUAAAUAAAAAAAAAUGCAAAAUGACUUUUAAACGUGAAACGACAUAAAAACAUGGAUAGUAUCAGUUUAUUAAUAAUAAACAGGCUCUUUUAGGCCAGAAGAAGGCAAACGUACUAUUUCCGCCUCUUUUAAAUGACACGCAUACCGCGCCUCCCUCAGUAUUGAAAUACCCUAUUCAGUGUUGCGUGGACAUUUAUUUCAUUUUCCUUUAAUUUAGAAAACCAUUCAUUAUUAAACUAGCAUAUUACAAAAUUGGUCAUCUGUCAAAUAUAUAACAUCAGAAAUGAAUCGCCUCUAUAUUAAAUAGUUACGUUUUUGUUUUAUGUUGUUUAGUAAAAAAUGGGCACAAAGUGAAAUAAGCCAAUUAUAAUAAACUGUUUUCGGAAAAUAAGUGUCAUGUUUUUUUUUUGAUGAAUAAUUAACUAAGGUUCUAAUUAGUUAUGCAGACUGGUUUAGUAAACAAUCGUGAAAAUAAUUCCUAUCCUACCAUUAACAAUAAAAAAUAUGAUAAUAAACGUAUAACUUAUGGCAUUCUAUUAAAAAAACAAAAAAAUGGCCAACUUGUCAAUCACAUUUUUAGCGUUUACCAAAAAACAAGAAUUUUGGAUUAGGUCACUUCAAUUCUAAAGGUGCGAUAUGCUAUGUAGUCUAUUGUGAACGCUUACCAUCAAGAGUCCUUUUGAAAUAAUAAUUUAUACAUGAGUGCUACAAUAGUAACAAAUGCGUUUGUCUGUUUUGGUUUCACCUAUAAGCCUUAUUAUGUUUUGGAAAGAGAAAUUUAUAGCAUUUAUCUAUCGCCAUUACGAAGUUAGGACAAUGAGGUAUUGAUGGCAAUAAUUUGUUCAAAGUUGUCAAUAGGUACACGUCUUGGCUCAAUAGCUCAUUUGAACUCCUAAGUGUUUUCAAUAUACAAAUGUAACCAAAAGUUAGUUUUUGUUAUUAAUCGCCAUCGGGAUGGUAAAACGCACACUAUCCCCCACUGUAAGUCUGUUGGCAAACAAAUAACAUAGCUACAUAAAGUUCUAGUCCCGUCUGCUGUCUGGUCCGCAUGUAUUUUUUUAUUAGUAACGUUUUCUUUAGAUUUAAACAUAACAGCAGUAAAAUAAUUCAAAAAUAAAAAUAUAACUACAGUUACAUAAUUUAAACAAUCUUACCAGCACAGCUUUAUUGAGACUAUUUCGUAAUAACUGACUACCAGUGAAUCAAGUUUUCACAAACUCAAAUUUUCUCCUUAGGUUGUGAAUUGUAUGUCAAUCAAAUUUAAGCACAAAGUUAUUUGGAUAAAUUUGGUUAUCUUAUAUUUGUGUUACUUUUAUCAUACCUUGUUAAUACAAAGUUGAUAUAAUACACAAAUUCUCCGCUAGACAUGCAAAAUUUAGUUCAAAGCAUUUGAAACUACUUAGAUGUACAAAAAAAAAAAGAUUUUGUUAAGCUCUCAAAAGCUGAAAUUAAUAAAUACAGCAAAACUAUUUUCUACAUUUUAUUUAUAACCUUAGAUCUUACAUAUGAGUUUAUAACAUCGAUAAUGUUAUAUCAAGAGUGUGUACCAAAUUUGUAAUCAGUAUUUUUUUGAAGAGGCCUCUGCAAAGGAUGAGCUAGUAGUUUUGCUAUGCAAUCAUGAAUUUUUGUAGCAUUGCUUGAUACCUCAAAUACAUAUGAAUAACCAUUGUCCAAGUCCUGGAGAGCAUCAUAAAUUUCUUCACAUUUAUAUAGUGCACAAUCUUCUUCAUGUGUAAGUAAUAUAUCAAUAAAGAAGUAUAAUUGUUUCUUAAGAAAAUUAAAAUACACAUCAUCCUGUGGUAUAAGAGGUAAGCAAACUGAACGCCCAUACAGAACAAUCAUACGAACAACAUAUGGAGGGGGCAUUAUGCACUCUCCCUGCCUAAAUUCUGGUAUAUCCACUUUUUCCUUUAAUACUUGAAAUACUUUCUUAAAAUCAUAAUUUUCAGUGGUACUUUCUUCAGCAUUAAGAUAAUCUAUCACAUUUACAAUAUCUUUUAUGUUGUUUGUGAAAUUCUGAACCCAACAUGCUUCAGUGUCUUUUAAUAGCAGUAGUGCAUACUCUGUUUUCUUAUUUAUGGCAUUUUUUGAAUGCAGAAAAAAAUCUAAAAUCCUUUUUAGCAUGUUUAAUGGUGUAAAUGUUGAGCCAUCACCUAAACGAUAUAAAGUGUUGUUAUCAUCAUAACAUAGAUCUAAACAUAUGAUGAUACGCUCCGGUAUGUUUACAUUUGGGAUAUUUGGUUUCUGAAAGUUUGCGAUAACUUCAUCUUGCAAUUUUUUUAUAUCAUCUGAUGGAUUUUCAGCAUUCCUAAAAUAAAUACAAAAUCAGUAUAAAAAUUAAAAAGUACAAAAGAUGAUUACUACACAGUUUACAUGAGGCGAUUUAAGUUUAUCAACUGCUAAAUCACAUGCGAUUUUAACUGUUUGAAUAGAUUUUUAAUCAAAUUGAAAAGCAAUUACAAUAUGUUAAAAGUUGAGCUAAUUUUUAUUCGCAAUAAGUGAACAUAAUGUCUGAUAUUAGCAAAUCUAAAGCAAACUAUUUAACCAUUAAGUACCGGCGUGCCUUUUUUGUAACAUUAGUACCCAAAUGAGGCCUAAGAGGCCGCGUAUAUAAUAUCGAAUAUUAUAAAGAAAGUGAUGAGUUGAAUAUUUGUCCUCCCAUUAUGAAGUAUAAUAAAGGGUUUUAAGAAAAAAUAAGUAUAGAAAAAAAAACUUUGAAUACAUUUUUGAAUAUAUAAUACGAUUCAAAUAAGAAUAGGAAAGCCAAUGACCUCCAUCUGUCAAAUGUCGCUUGAAACGUACGGUUUGCAAAAAAAUCUCGGAACACUUUUUUAGCACUCAGCUGAUUCUAGAAUAAAAACCAAUUAUUCAUAACUUCUCCGGCAGUAAUGCAGAGAUGAGCGAAAUUGAAGAGCUAGAUUCUGAUAAUGUUUUUUUUCGCACAGUCUUAAUAAAGAAAUACUAUUAAAGAUUGGUUGUAUUCUUUCUCAACCUUAGUAAAUUAAUUUUAAUAAAAAAUCUGAUGUUUUGUCUCGCUUAAUCUUAGUAAAUAAGUUUUAUUAAAUAGCAACAUUUUUUUGCUCACUCUACCUAUUUGGUUUGAAUUGACAGCUAUGACGUCAAAAUAUGGCGCCCAGUCGGUCCUAUUUUUAGUUGAAUCGCAUUAUACACUACAAUAAUAUUUGGCUUGAAUUUUGGGGAGAAAUUAGACUAUUCAAUUUAAAAACUUAUGUUUCUCUAGUACUCAAUGUGCAAUAUCACUAUGUUUAGUACCGUGAGUCAGAGAUGACUGCUAUCACCCAGCAAUUAAUAUAGAUGUAUUAUUAUAAGAUCUACACAUAUCACCGGUAAUGGAAAAAAAAAUACCAACUUUCACAGAUGUAAUUAUACUGAAAUAAAUAACUAUUUGACCAAGGUUGACUGGAGUGAGUUAUUAUCUUGUUAUAAAAUAAAACUUGCUUAAAACAAUUUAUCAGCACUUCCGAAAACCUUAUUAAAAAAUCACCUAAAUUGUUCUCGAAAUACAUUAAAAGUAAAAGGGGGGACACUAACACUGGAUUCUAAUUAUCAUGUUAAUAAUGAUUGUUUGUAAGUACCGAAUUAAUUUGGAUAGAGACAAAGUUAUAAGAUUACUAAAGACUGUGGAGAAAAACAAAAGUGCUGGCUGUGAUGGGAUUCCAUCAUUGUUCCUGGCCUCUUGUGCUGAUAGCCUUUACCUUCCAAUUACAAUAUUAUUUAAAAGGUCCCUUCAAGAAUGUAUUUUUUCUGAUAUUUGGAAACAGGCCCAAAUAAUUCCAAUCCAUAAAAAAGGAUUGAAGUCUUUGAUUACAAAUUAUCGUCCUAUCUCUAUCCUCAACACCAUUGUGGCAAUAUUUGAGAAGCUGGUAUACAAAUUUAUUUAUGUAACUAUUGCUAGAUAUAUCUCUCAAACACAACACGGACCGAGUUAGGAAUCCGUAUUGUGUGGAGAAAGCGGUCAACUAACAAGUCAAGUACCUGGGGGCCUCUCAAACGGCAAGUCGGUACUUAAAGGUUAAUAAGGUACGUAUUUAUAAUAAAUAAGUUGAUUGUCUUAAUAGGUAGGGACUGCCUACAUUGGCAUAGCGCAAAAAAGCCCUAUGCUACGUUGUGUGCUGUCGCGGGCGAGGCCGCGCCGCGCAGGGUUGCCAAACGUAUGAGCUAAAAUAUUAGCAGAAGACAGCACCUUAAGGCAAAAAGGACAGCAGUAGGCACGAUGCACUCAAUAACAAGCUGAGCAAAGUAGGCGUAGGAAUGGAAAGGGCAGAAAUUAUUUCAAAUGCAAAUAUGUUACCUGGAAUCAGAUUCAAAUUUUGUUGGUGAUGUUAGUAUGUCUCGUGUAUCCAUUUUCCGCAAUAAGUAUCGGCAACUUGACUUGAUUGUUAAAUGAUUUUUAUUCGGUGCUGCUUUGUUUGCGUUUUCCGUCUUUUACAUUAUUACAAGAAAUAACAAAACCUUAGAAAACAAAGCUAAAUUCAAAAGCAAAUCAUGUCAAAAUCAAAACACAAGAGCUACGUUCUACACUACGCACCAGGUGCAACAAAUGUCAAAUUUGACAUUGGGUUCAUACAUAAAAAGUAUUUCAAAAUUGAAUUUAGUAG
This is a messenger RNA of Chilo suppressalis (striped riceborer), 12200 nucleotides long. Lineage: Eukaryota; Metazoa; Arthropoda; Insecta; Lepidoptera; Crambidae. The record is from the annotation of a GenBank genome assembly.